CUUCAAUGUAUAAUUUUACGUCAUAUACUUUGCAAAUGCAUCAAUAUUAUUUAACAGACUAACAAUUUGUCUGACAGGAUUUCUUGUUUGUAGUGGAAUUAUUUUAAACUACAGUGAAUGCUGAGUUGAUGCACUUAGCCAUAAAAGUCACCCUACUAAUACCGCACAAUCAGAUGAAAGCAAUGCAUAUUCAUCUCAAGGGACCGCAUAUGAAGCUAAAACACCGCACAUACUGAUGAAAGGACAUCAUAUACAUGUAUAAGCAUUGCACAUACAAGUAGAGCCACUUCAUAUACUGGGAUGUCCUAAUGAUGAGUGUGUUGAUGAGACUUGUGAUCUGGGUUUGCUGUGUUUUGCCUGUAAAAUGCUUACACAGUGAGCUUGAGUCCUGGUCCCCUGAUGAUUACAGUCCAUUGCACAAUAUGUUGCUGACAAGCAAUGGACUGCGCUUGAUCAUAACUGGACAAACUGGUGUAUAUAAAGUAGAUGUUGCUAAUUUCCAACUUUUUUCGAAAUUAAACCAAAGUGGGAUCUCAAAUAUAAUACACAACAGAACAGCAACGUUUGAUUACGUCACCGUAUGCUCAAAUCAAAGUGAUUCCUGCUUGAUCAUAGAUCCCCUGGAUAAUUGUAAAGAAUACUUAAGCGAGUUGAAGCCCCAAAUAAAAAUCGAUGGAGUUAAAGCAUUUAUGGCAACGAAUACUAGAGGGGCCGAAAGAAAUCAAAAUGAGGAUUUUCUGUUUGUCGGAUGCCCCCAUGUUGAAAGUCAAGAAAAGCUUGGUGGUAGAUGCACAGAACCUGGUAUAUCGUGGUAUCUGAAUAGUGGAAAGGAUAAAAGUGAUCCAUGGUAUGGUUUUAAAUCGUACAAGGACACUCCAGUUCUGACGGACAAGUACAUUGAUGCGUUUAGUGUGGACAAGUACAGAGUGUUUUUCAGUUUACAAAGAGUCGUAGCAACCGGAACGAAAAGAAGUCGAAUAGCCCAAGUGUGUCAAUACAUCGAUCAGAAAGAUGGAAAUGACUCAACGCCAUACACGUAUGCUGAUAUGCCGAUUCAAUGUGGACAAUUAAAGGAAAUUAGGGCGGUAAAGAAAGUCGUAUUUAAGACAGAAACGAUUUUUGUGGCUGUGUUUUCUGAGUCUAGUAAAUCUGCUGUUUGUGCUUUUACAAUGAAAACUAUAACAGAAAUGUUUGUUGAAAAUAUCAAAGACUGUUACAGGGGAAUUCGUGUACCUGAAAAUGAGGAUUAUGCCGACUUCCAGAGCACCGAUAUCCCAUGUAGCCGCAAAAUUGCGGAAAAUGACACCUUCGAAAAGCCAGACGAUUACUUCUUGUGUAACAAGGACAGCCUGCCAUUAUAUCGCCAGGUUAUUGGGAAAAAGACCAUGUACUUACAGCCUGUCGUUGAUUAUGAUGACGCUGAAUUAACAGCUGUGGCAGUGUCAGUUUUAGGGCCCACAGUUUUUGCAAUCUUGGGCACAGCAAAAGGAGAAAUUUUAAAGGCAGUUGUAUAUCCAAGCGAUUUAGCUGCUAAAGUCAAGAAACCUAGAAGACAUAAUUUUGGCCGAGAUAUACAUGAUAUUUAUAUUUCACCGGAUGACAAACACGUAUUUGUGCUUACUAGGAAACAGGUGUUUAAGUUGCCAGUACAGUCGUGUUCAAGUUAUUCCACGUGUAAUGAUUGCACACAUGGUGGUCAUUGUGAAUGGUGUCCUCUUAUAAACAGUUGUGGCUUAAAAGGAGUUUGCAUUAGAAAACAUGGCAUGAUAGGCUAUGAUAAGUGUAUUCUUGGAGAGAUAGAAAGUCCGGCAGAAGUCUCGACGAGAGAAAUUCAACAGGUGAAAAUAAGAUUUCUGGAAUCCCUUCUUCCGCCACGGGAAUUCAGACGUUUUACAUGCAGUAUAACCUUACUCAGUGAUGAUGGUAUGAGUUCUACCUCUACAGUGAUAUCGUUCAUUAUUAUAAAUCGCAGAAUAUGGAAGCUAGAUGAUAGUUCUAUACAGGAAAUAGAAAAGAGAACAAAAGGAACCAUGAACGCAUCUCUUGCUCGUGACAACUUUUCUCUUGGACAAUUUAUCAUCUACAACUGUCAGACCAUUACCAGGUUAAGUCUUUGUACAAAAAGUAAUCGGACGUGUAAAUGGUGUCAGAACAAUAGUCAGUCGCACUGCAUUGAUAGUGAGGAAAGCUGCAACACUAGUGGUGCUGAAGUAAAGGCAGGUGAAUGUCCCCGAGUCACAAACUAUACAAUAAUCUCAGAUGAAAGCAGUGUGCCAACCCCUAAUUAUACCGUGUACAUUUCGCAAGAUAGAGACACUGAAAUUAUUGUCGCAGGCAUAAAUUUAAAAGAAGCAGUGUCAGUGACUUACAAAUGCAAGAUCAUAACUGAUACCCAAACUUUGUGGUUAAAAAGUACACAGCUCGACGAAGGUGGCAACAUCACCUGUAAAAUUUAUAAGGAUGAGAUGUUUACAAUAUCAAGACAUGUAGACAGACUCGAAGCAGCCUUACAGGUAGUAUGGGGUGAUUCUCCUUUAGGUGAUACACUACCAAUUAUCAUUUAUGCCUGUGAAAAUCUUGUCCAGCCCUCCCGUAACUGUGAGCAGUGCAAAAGUUUUGCAAGUUACCAACCAUAUUUACGUUGCCAUUGGAAUGGGACUAGGUGCAUUGACAGCACAACAACCUUAGAAACAACAGAAUGCAGAGACCCAGAAAUAACUAAGGUAUACCUACUAAAUAUAUAUCCGAAUGACACAACGACGGUACUAACAGAAGGCGUUAAUCUUGAUUCAGUAUACAUCGAUACAGAAGGUGUUACUGUAGCUGGCGAACCAUGUAUUCCGAUAGCACCGUUAUCCGAACCAGGACUUCAGAUAUGGUGUGAUCUCUCUCCGAGAUCCAGUGUUAUAAAUGAUAGCGUGGUCAUCACUUUGGAAAAUAAUUCAACAGUGUGGACAUCUGAUCAUGUCCGUCUACUGAUUCCAAAGAUAACUUCUAUGAAACCGACUUCUGGACCGAUGUCUGGGGGAACAUCUGUAUCACUUUAUGGCCAACAUUUGGAUACUGGAAGAGACGUCACUGUUACAAUAGGAGACACCGCAUGCAUUCUCACAAAGAAAAUUGCAUCAGACAACCUAUUUUGCAAGACUGAGGGUCUGAAUUCGUACACAACAACUGACGUUACAUCAGAAGUAGUGGUAAAGAUUGAUGGUGCGAAAGUUCUUGGAAACUUGAAAUUCACAUAUUUGGAAGCUCCGUUCAUCAAAGAGAUUCACCCGAAGACAAGUUUUGCAAGUGGAGGAAGCAUUUUGACUGUCGUUGGUAGACAUUUGCACGGUAUCAAAAUGCCAAAAUUAUAUUCUACUACUGAGCACAGAUGGGGCGGAAAUACAGUAUCAGAGCUGCAGAAUUGCACGAAGCCAAACGGUACCGUUGAUCUACACUGUCCUACUCCUAGAUACCCUGGUAAGACGGUAAUUCCAGAAGGAGGUGUAUUCACAAGGUUAGGAUUUGAGAUGGAUGAUGUGCCUUCUGUUAGCGAUUACAACCUGCCCAGUAACGUAGCGUAUCUUCAGUACUUUCCUGAUCCUAAGCUUAAACAUAUCAACGAUGUCAAAAGCUCCGAGAGGUUUAUUCGUAUUGAGGGUGAUGAUCUCGAUCUUGCAGCAGACGAAAGCGAUAUUAAAGUAUUGAUUGAUUGUGAGGCAUAUGAUGUGUUUGAUGUGGUUAAGCGAACAAUUGCAUUUGAAAUUCCGGCUGACAGACCCGUUUGCUCGAAAACAACAGACCUUCCUUUAAAUAUUAGUGUACAGAUCGGUUACUUCAGCCAAACUAUAGGAUCAAUUACUUUCGAAAGUAAUAGGUCUGACUUAACAGAAACCACCAUGCCAGUCAGUAACACCACCUCUCAACAAAAAGUAACAAAAACGGCUCCAGACACAACCCAUCAACCAGAUGAAUCCAAUAGCACGAAAACAGCUGUAAUCAUUGCUCUUGUAGUACUGGUCGUAGUAAUUAUACUUUUUGCAGGAAUAGGUAGUCUUCAUGUUUAUCGGAAGUACAGAGCUAUGCGUAAUCAGACACGUGACAUUGUGGAGUUUAGGACAUUUCAGAAUGAAGAAUCGGACGAGAGAAGAGGCAUUAGAACUAUCUCUACAGUAUCAUACGCGUACGCACGAUACACUUCAGGCCUAUACGAUUAUAUUCAUGACGCGGAUGUAGUCAAUACAUAUCUUGAGCUGAGCGGAGAAGAUCCGACAUACACGAAAGCAGAUGAGUAUGUAGAUCCACACCCCUAUAGAAAACUCGACAAUGACGUAGACCAAUCAGAAAUCAAAAACGACAUACCUGUGAAUGACGACUCUGAAAAUAAAAUGGAGACAAACAUUCAAUCAGAAGUCAUGGGAAUUCAAGAUGGAGCCAACGAGCUUGGCUGUGACCUGGAUGGCGGAAACAUAGAUCCGGUAUACACACCACGAAAUGGAAAAGAAACAUCAGUAGAAUCCAUGUCUUCUGCAAAUAAUGAUGAGAAUAUCGGUGAGUGCUCAGUGAACAUUGAUGGUGGAUAUAUACAUGCUGUAUGGACCCAGGAAUUCGACCCAGGAAAACGCGAAGAUAAAUUCGAAAAUUCGAAAAAGGACGGGCCGCUUGAAACAACGGCUGCAAAGUUCGAUUGGGCAAUGGUGGAAACGACUCCCAAAGGGAUAGCCCCGGAACAAGACAUGGAUGUUGAACAAAUGGAUCCGGUAGAGAACGAAGAAUUUGAAAAUGGGACAUGUCAGGAAAACAUUGGUACAACAUGCGGGCAGGGUUUUGAGGCAGAGGAACACGAAGGAAAAUAGGAGGAAAUGACAGUCGAAGAGAUCAUUCCAACAAGGGAGUGCAUAUAACCUGUAGACUGUAUGACAACAGAGAGGUGAUACAACGUAAAUGUUUGAAGAACUUAAAUCAAUCGCACGUCAAUCACAUACCAUACUAAUGUUAUGCUAGAUCUUUCUAUAUGGAUAUUUAUUUCUUUAAAUGUGUAUUUUAACAAUUGUACAAAGAUCGGACAUUAUACCAUUAUAUCAUGUAUUAUUCACAUUUGUCGUUAUGAUGUACAUAGGUAGCUGAUCUUCUACAUUUUUAAGUUAAAAAAUAAAUAUAAAAUAUAAAAAAAAAUCCAUGAGCUGUUAUCUAUAUUUAAUUGACAUAUUUACUGAAGGUAGUGGACCCGUAAUGACAACCAUAAAUUUCCGUUCGUUUACGUUUCCCCCGUGUGCGAUUUCGGCAUGUUUCCGCCAUAACAGAAACUUGUCUUUCAUAGCAAUUAGAGAAUACCCAAAUUGCAUGCGGAGAUAUGUAAACGAACGAAAACUGAUUGUCAUUGUGGGACCAUUCACUUCGUUAAAGAUGGUCAGUCCGAUGUUGGAUAUGAUGUUGAUUUGAAUGAAAAUAUUUAGUAGAGAGCAUGUUUGGAAUUCGCCUAGUGUUUUAGUAGUAAAAAGCCUACAUGAAACAUAUUUGAACUUUAAUUUUCUUUAUGUUGCUGACAAUCAGGGCCCAGUUGUUCGAAACUUUUAACUGGCUGUUAAACUAACCGCCUGUUUAAUUUUGAUUCAGAAUAUAAGGCAUGAUGGGAACCAGACGUAUGAUGUUUUAGUGUAACUGUAAAGACAUUUUAGUGUUCAUAAUUCUUAAAUUGUAAUAUGUUUUACUAAGUCUUCUUAAAUAUUGAAAUGUAACUCUCAAAAUUAAUCUAAUCGCCCGUUACAUUUUUGAACAACUGGGCCCAGAUAGUUAUCAAAUGUAGAUUAAACCUAAGAGAAACAUGUUUCGUUAUUUAAAUGAUAUAAGGAAUGUUGAAAAGAUUGUAAAAACUGAUAAUGCGUUGGAAAAUUUAAAAAUGACAUUAUAGCAAAGUUAUAUAGAUCUACCAUUUAAACCAUAUAAAAAUAUUCAGACAGCCAUGACUGUGUAUUUUUAUAUCCUUUAUUAUUGUGAGAUUAUUAUUUGAAUACUAGUAUCUAUAUUGUAUAUGCGUUUAAGAUAUCGUUCAAGAUGAUUGAAAACUUAAUUUUAUAUAAAUGUGUGAAACUUGAUACAUAUACAAAUUUCUUUCCUUCCGCUUCCGCUUUUCAAGUUUUGUGUUGUUUCGCUUUUUUUCUUUUAUCGUUUAAAAUAUACGAGGUAUUAAUAAUAGUUCAGUAUAAGCUGAUCACCAUAAAAUCAAUAAUUUGGCAUGCUUUCUUAUUUGCAGUACAUUUAACAUUUCUUCUGUAAUUGAACUCAAAACUUUUUUUUUCAGUGUAAUAAAAUACCUGCCUAAUUCAAACAACUUCUCAGUUUUGGAAGCUGAAGUAGUGAACCUAGUACCAAACAUGAACUUCUUUGGGUAGUUGAUAUACUCGGGGGGUAAUACCUCUCAUGAUUUUAAUACCUUUAUGCACUGAAAACUGUUUUGAGAUAUGAAGUGCUAUCAGGCCUUGUAAGAUGUAGACAGGUAUGAUAUAUAUGACACUAUUGUUCUACUGUACGUAGUUCGCCUACAAUUAUUUUAUGUUAUUAUUGCUCAUGUAUAAUACAAAUUUUGUUGUUUUUAACAUUAUAUCGCAUAUUUGGAGUAUUAUUAUUGUUUUGAAUUUGUCAGUCCCAAAUAGUUUCGGAUUCGAGCCGUUUAGGUAGUUUACCACAAUUAGAGGUAGUAACCUCUGAUAUCAAUAAGGUUUGCAUAAGUAAUACACUUUGCACUGUUUUGUAAAUAUAUUUAGCAACGGCUCUGUAUAUAAAUUGGCUACGGCAGACCGACGUUUUUUGUUUUGUUUUUUCAUUAUAAGCUAAAAACUGUAACCUGCAUUUGUUUUUAAAUUUAUGUUAUGUAUUGAUUUGUUUUAAGUAUGUGUUUUGAAUACUCUAUUAUUUUCUUUCUAGUAUGAAGACCCUACACAAAGAUAACAAUCAUAAGUUACACAAUUUGAAUGUAAAUAUAUCACGAAGAGUUGCCAAAAUUUAAUUUGCAGUAUGGAAGUCUAAUGUAUUCAACCUUGUAGUAAUCUUAUGAAGAAUUUUUAAACUUUAUUUACCCUUAUUUUUAAUGAAAUAUUAAGCCAAUUUAGUCUCUUUUUAAAGAAUUAAGGGAUACCACAGUGUUGUAGAACUACUGAACAAUAAUGCAUGCAACACUGCAGCAAGUCUCAUGUGUUGCGGUAAAAAAAUUAUAAACUGUAUCCUCAAGUUACACUUUUAUUUUCAAGAAGGCAUUCAGUUACAGCAUUGUAAAUUAUUUAUAGUAUGUUAUACAAAAUAUUCCUAACUGAUAUAGUGAAAACUGUUUUCUGUGAAAUGAGUCAGAUGUUUUUUUUUAUUUCCCGAUAAGUUUUCUGAAAUUGAGGUACUACUAUGUUACGUUCAACGAUUGAUAUAUAAUCAUGAAUUUAGUAGAUUGUUUUAAAUGCACUCAUAAAUUUUGUACCUAUUAAUCUGGGCGUAAAAUUUGAAAAAAAGUGGAGAAAUACAUGUACACUACCAAAAACCUGAAAACUGUUUGAAUCCGCUAUAACGCUAUAAAUGUUUUUGGAUAUGUAGUUAUUAACUACUCGAUAUUAUAGAUUGGAAUUCUUCCGGGGUUUUCAUUAUUUUUUUUUAUAGAAAUAUACUGUAAUAUUCAAAUAAAUGUAUAUAUUGUG
Messenger RNA from Mercenaria mercenaria, 7664 nucleotides. Its product is annotated as plexin A3-like. The transcript has 29 exons. Gene Ontology annotation, cellular component: semaphorin receptor complex. Lineage: Eukaryota; Metazoa; Mollusca; Bivalvia; Venerida; Veneridae. The record is from RefSeq and is a predicted model, not a curated record. Gene Ontology annotation, molecular function: protein binding; semaphorin receptor activity. Gene Ontology annotation, biological process: regulation of cell migration; semaphorin-plexin signaling pathway involved in axon guidance. Bases 309 to 4841 code for a protein of 1510 amino acids.